This is a messenger RNA of Polyodon spathula (Mississippi paddlefish), 4880 nucleotides long. RefSeq lists its product as uncharacterized. The record is from RefSeq and is a predicted model, not a curated record. Lineage: Eukaryota; Metazoa; Chordata; Actinopteri; Acipenseriformes; Polyodontidae. Gene Ontology annotation, cellular component: plasma membrane. Bases 421 to 3264 code for a protein of 947 amino acids. The transcript has 3 exons. Gene Ontology annotation, molecular function: beta-catenin binding; phosphatidylinositol-4,5-bisphosphate binding. Gene Ontology annotation, biological process: regulation of canonical Wnt signaling pathway.
CGUUCGUUAUAACCGCGGCACAGGGUGUGACUCUACAGUGUGACACAAUAAAAAUGCCUUCACCAAAGUACAAAAUAAUGGAAAUACAUUUGUUAUUCAACUGAGACAUAAGAAAAGGUGUUGAAGAUUCGGAUGUUUCCCCUUUAAGGACUGCAUAUUGUAAAAGGAAUUAAGCAGGGCAGGCAGUUCAGAAAAUUACAAAGCCGGGAAGACGAAGUCGUUUUGGACAAAUGCAGUUUCCAUGGUUUCACAUUUGUAUUUCUCACCCUAAAAAUAUUGACCAGUUUCCAGUAAAAAAAAAACAAAACAAAAAACAAAACAAAAACAAAAAACAAAACAAAACUGUCUGUUACGUGAAUUUUAUGUAACUUUAAGCCUUGCAAGGUGAACAUUUUGCACAGAAAUGAGUGUGAUGUCAUCAUGGAUGCAAGAAAGAGUCCCCGAAAAAGCAGUUUUCAGCACACUGACUCUGAUACCAACACCCUUGUGAAUAUAGAUUUUUGUGAAAAUGACAGCCAGAUGAGAAGCAGCGCCUCCACACAGCAGUGUUCCUUCCAACACAGCAGCACAAAUGGACUCUCUACAUUCUUCCUUCAUGGCAAUGGCAAACGCUACGAAGACUGGAGCAGAUGUAGAUCAGUUAGGAAAAGCAAAACACAUGAUUGUGUCAUGGGCAUGGGUCAGCACAGGGGCCAUGGCAACACAAACGAUGGGAGGGUAAUUCCCUCUGUUAGAAGAAGAGGCAGGCUUGUAAGCAGCAUUAGCUUUUCCGGAUUCAGAAUUGCACAAAAUGGUCAAGAGAAUGGAAGCACGCCCAACUAUGGCAGGCAAAUUAUUGAUUACAGGAACUUUGCCCCUCAAGUGCCCUUUGUGCCAUCCAUUGCCAAAUCCAUCCCUAAGAAAAGGAUUUCGUUAAGGAAACCCAAAAAGGGUUUCCGAGAUCUGUUUAGCAUGAAAAGGCACAGACACGAAAAUACAGUGUCUCCAGGUAUCUCUGAGAAGGAAGCAACCUUGGAAGGGCCGAGAAGGCGUUCAAAAUAUCGGGAGCACGUGGCUGGAAAUGCUACUCUGCAAGAAUUCUCAGAUAGUGACCCCCUUUCGGACUCUACCUAUGACUACUGCAGCACCUUCUGUGAAGAUGUUGCUUCUAUGAAGAGUUUUGAUUCCCAAAUGGGCUGUGGAGAGAUAUUUGCCGACGAGGAGCACCAUGUCCAUCUGGAGAUAGAAAGGCAAAAGGACCCUGAUAAAGACCGAUGUGAACCAAGAAAGCCAAGUCCUGUGGUGGAAUCUUUCCAAGGAGGUAUGGAGCAGCUAGCAUCUCCAGCUCAGACAGAGGCCAUAGACUUUUUAGGCUUGUGGGAAAGUAUGCGUAACACAGGACUGUUAAAGCAGGAGGCUAGCACUGAUAGCACAAUGUUGAAGACACCUUCUUUGCCUCCUACGUCAGCAAGUGAACAUCAGAUUAAUUCCCCUUACGACUUGCAACCUUCCCCUGAGGAGACUGCAAGCACAGUUAUAAUAACACCAAAAAGUGACAUUCAGGAAUCCAUUUCCACAAGCGAUGAAGGAUAUUAUGAUUCGUUUUCCCCGGGGAAAGAGGAGAACAGCAAGGAAUCCUUAACUCCUUGCACAUCCAACAGGUUUCCAAGAAAUAGCUACAGCGGCGAUGCACUCUAUGAUUUAUUUUAUGAUGCUGAUGAACCUGGAAUGAGUCCCAUCUUUGACGAUGGUACAUCUGUGUCAGAAAGUAUUUUAGGCCAGUCCAGUGACCUCCCAUUGUCUAUGUACAGCUUUCACGUUGGUGCUGAAGAAAACCUGGCCCCUCCAUCAGCUCUUGAUGUCAUCAGCCAAGAGGUCCUUCAGAGCAACUGGAAGGGCAAAGAAUGUCUGCUGAAGCUGUGCGACACAGAAAUAUCCCUGGCAAUGGGAAUCAUGAACUGGCUCAAGCAGAAAACUGACACGCUGAGCUCAUCUGAAUUAACACACAAUGGCUCCGAAGAACAGAAGAGCAAGGAAUGUCAUACCAUCAUGGAGGCUUUCCCUGAGAUUCCCCAAAUCGCAAAUAAUGAGGCAUGGAAUGACACCAUGGAUUCAGUGAAAACCGAGGAGAGGCCAAUGUUCAGUCAGGAAAGGUCACCUGCUCCUGAUGUUGUCCCCUCUAGACUUGUUGAGGCCAGUUUAGAGUCUGUCUUAUCUGAACUGGAUAUCACAAGGGGGCACACAGAAACAAAGACCAAAUUUAUCAUUAACAACAGCCUCAACAUUUUAGAAGUAGAUGGAUACCAGGUCCGUUCUUUAAACAGAGAGCUGAAGAAGGCAGCAAGUUCACCUGGCACAGGAGCAAAUGGCAUAAUCAUUUUUGCUAUUGACAAGGAAUCAUUAUGUGAGACCUGCAGAAAGUCUGUCAAGCACAACUCGCAUGAAAUGCAUUUAUGUGCCUCAUGCCUAUCUUUGAUAGAACAUAUCAAAUGUACAGAACUACUAAACAGCACAAGCAACAGUGUUCGCGAAUCACUGCCUGUUGAUCUUGGAGGGACCCAUCCUUUGUUGCCUCUGGGGAUUUGUGAGUCCCCUAUGAGUCCUGAUGAAGAAGCAGGUGAUAUCAAUAUUACCCAUCUUCUGGAGCAGUGUGUCAGCCAAGUGUCCUCUUUGAAAAUCAACAGCAGCAGCUGCAAAGGAUCUGAAGGGAGAAACCCAUUCUUUCUUUCAUUUGGUGAGGACAGCGAUGUCAACGAAGAGAAAGACCUAGGAUCCGAGAAGAAUAAAGAUGUGGCCCAGAACUUUUUAAAACCAAAGAAAAACUUUGGGAAUGAUGCAGAUAGGAAAUUAUCACAUUCCAACUGGACUGGUCUUCAUGAUGGAAGUCCAGAGGUCAACAUUAUUGAAAACACCACGUCAUCAAGAGCUAGUAUCUUUCAGAGCCCAGUACAGGAGCAAAAGCAUUUGGAAAUAGGUCUGGUUACAACAAACAACUCUAAUGAACUAAUUUUGGAGACACACCCUUGUUUGAGCAAUUCUGGCUCUGCAAACCUCGAGAGUGAAAAUGCAAGGCAACCCCUCCGACCCACUUAUCUCCCACUCUCCAAUUCUGCUUAUUCGGAGUUCGCAAGCAACCUGACACUAGCUUUGGACCAGGCGAGGGUGGCGAAACAGUUUGACAAGCCAAGAAGGCACCGGAAGUCAUUGUUUAGUCGAGAUGGACCCUUUGGAUAUGCUUUGUCUGAUGAGAAAAAGGAGGAAAGGAAGAGAAGAAUGAAGAAAUGAGCUUCUCCACAGUAAAGCAGUCUGGGGAUGCCUGGAAGCAGGAGCACUGCCAUUGAAAGACUCACUAUAGCCACAGAAGCUUUGGAGUUCUGGAUGUUUUUUAGCUUUCUGAAGAUCUCUUCAUGCUGGUGAUAAAAGUAAAACACUUGUUCAGCCUCAGCAGAGCCCCAAGGCUGCUGCCUGUCUGUAGGGAGUCAGAUGUAUGCUUUUAUCAGACAGUUAUUUAUUGUUGCCACACCCAUGUUUGAUACAGUGGUAUUGCAAAAGCCAUGACCUUGUAAUAGAUCUGGCACUGUGAAGAGGUGAUUUAUAGUUUGUAAUUGUGUCCUUUAUUGUGUGUUUAUGUCAUAAAGCACUGGUAUCCAAUGCUUUAAAAUCUAUUUUCAAUAGCUAUUAUUAUCACUGCCCCCUUUUUGUAGAUUUGAUUUCUGUUCAUGACUUUUUUUAAAUUUGAAGGAUAUGCACAUGUUUUGAAUGCCACACUAUUGGUAAACUGAGCAGUGCCUGUGUAGAUUACUGUACAGUACCUUCAAAAGAGUAUUCUUACUGAUGUCUUAUUUAUAGAAAAUGUCAACAUUCGUGGCAUAAGCAAGUAAUGUUAUGCAAAACCAUGACAUUUGACAUUAAAAUAAAAUAGGAUAAAUAACUAGAUUAGUAACCAAUGUUUUAAAUAUAUUUGUUAAUGAGUGAGCCUAUCAAUCACUGAUAAUUAAUAACAUCGUUACCAGUUAUUGUAAAUCCCAUUGGGACUUGCCUUCUUCAGUGCACAGGCAUCAUAAGCCACAUUACAAUAAAAAAUACAAUUGAUUUUAAUAUAGUUCUUCAGAAACGAACAAAGUACAACAGAAUCUGUUUAAAACAAAUAUCUAUCUAUAGUAUGCUCGUAUUGAUUUAAAUAUAAAACUAUGACAUACAGGAUUUGUCAUGUACAGUAGACCAUUGUAGUUGAACUGGAACAUUGGAUGAUCUAUAUACAGUACCAUCAUGCUUUAAAUCACUAACACAAUCCUCUUACAUUUUAAAUUUUUACUGACAGAGACUUGUGCCCCUUUAGAUGUUAGAUUUUUCUGACAUUUGUACAGAUUCUGAUGAUCUCAGUGGUGGUACAAGAAAAGUAUCAAAAAAAGUCAAAUAUCUCAAAUUGAAAAGGUUUUUUAACACAAGAAAAGUGGGGCAGUGAUAAUUAUACGAGUGUGAAUACAAGGUAAAUGGAUUUGAAAACACUGGUCAGCACUCCUUUAAAUCCUUUAUUAAGUUGUUCUGUAUCAUCCACUACUGCAGAAAUAACAUUUGUGAUGUUUCACAAAUACAGUUUGUCUGUAUUCUGAACAUUUUGUUUUAGGAAUUAAAAAACUGGACAACAAUUGGGGACAAGAAUUACUUGAGUGACUACAUAAUACAACAAAAUCAAGAGAGGCUAUUAAGAGUACACAGUGGGGAAUUCACAAAAGAUGUACUGUUAUUAGCAAGUGUUAUUAGCCUCAUUUCUUAAAAAAAAAAAAAAAAAAAAAAAGGAAAACUAGAAAUGCAUUACUAGCCCUUGAAUUCAAUUUCUUUUUUUUUAUUUAGUAGUCAGCAAUUGAUUUUACCGUGUUUUUUUUUCACAAUUUCGAUUA